UUAAUUGUUUUGUUGACUCGUUCAGUUGAACUUGCGAGAAUCAUUUUUUUUUUGUUUUCAUCUUUUUUUCGUCUCUCCUUUUCCUCAUCUUCGUCGUUUUUUUGACCAUUUUUCUUCAACUGCAAUUAAUUUCAAUAGAUUAUUAUUAUUAUUAUCGUUGAUUAUCAUUAAAUUUUCCUAUGGAACUUGCUUAUUAUACCAUGUUACCUGAAACACCUUCACCAACUUUCAGUGAAAAUUGUUCUUAUGAAAGUGUAAACAACCAUCACAAUAAUCAUAAUCACGGUCUUAAUAAUAAUAAUAAUAAUAAUAAUUCUAACAAUAAUAUUAGUUGUAAUUCCAAUAAUAUUAAUGAUGAAUCAUAUGAUUUUAAUCAACAACAGGAUCGUCGUGAUCUCGUUCAAGGCCAUUCUAGUGGAAAUUUAGGACCCAUUGCCUCCGAUUUUCAACCACCUUAUUUUCCACCACCAUACAAUUUACCACAUCAUCAACAAUUGGAAUUCCAUACAACUGCAGCUGAACCAUAUCCUCAUUUAAAUUCAUUUGCACAUGGACCACAGCAAUAUCAUCAGCUUCAUCCAGUUACAGCUCAAUCAUCAAGCUAUGGUGACACCAACUUAGCCGCAAGGCGAAAUGAAUUUGCAUACGUCAAUGUCAGACGUCCAGAGAUACUCCAUCACAAUAAUAAUCGUAUCGAUAAUGUAAAUGACAUAGGUGACCAAGAAUUAUUAAAUUGUGGUCCACCACAAUCAAUAGACAAUGGAUUGGGAUCCAAUGCAGAACAGGAUAAUCACAAUAUGUUUCCCGGGGGCCAUAAUAGUGUCAUCAGAAAAUGUUUCACCAAUGGUGCAAAACGAAACAGUGAUAAUAAAGAAAUGGUCAUAACAGGAAUCACCGCACCAACUGAUGUUUUCUGCUCUGUGCCUGGAAGAUUAUCCUUGCUCAGUUCAACAUCCAAGUACAAAGUAACUGUUGGAGAGGUUCAACGUCGACUUUCCCCGCCCGAAUGUUUGAAUGCAUCAUUAUUAGGAGGUGUUCUAAGACGAGCUAAAUCAAAAAACGGUGGCCGAUCUUUGAGAGAAAAAUUGGAAAACAUUGGUUUAAAUUUACCCGCUGGUCGUCGGAAAGCUGCCAAUGUAACAUUACUUACCUCACUAGUGGAAGGUGAGGCUUUACAUUUAGCUCGUGAUUUUGGUUAUGUAUGUGAAACUGAAUUCCCUUCAAGACAAGUUGCCGAAUACCUUCAUCGUAACCAUUCAGAUCCAGCUGAUCUAUACCGCCGAAAGGAACUUAUAUUGGCCACCAAACAAAUAGUUAAAGAAUUUGUUGAUCUUUUAAAUCAAGAUCGAUCACCAUUGUGUAAUAAUAGACAGCCCAUUCUCUUGGAACCCAAUAUACAAAGAAAUUUAACUCACUUCUCCCUUAUAACCCAUGGUUUUGGUAGUCCAGCAAUAGCCGCGGCUCUUACCUCAGUUCAAAAUUUUCUGAAUGAAUCAAUUAAAUACCUCGAAAAGCAGUUGGCAAAUUAUCAAAAUACAAGUGGACCUGGACACUCAAUUAAUUCUAACGCUGUUCCCGAUACAAAGAAAGAAAAGUGAUGAAUAUACAUAAAAGCAUUUCAUCUCUCUCAUCAUCAUUAUCAUCUCUCACUCUCACACACACACUCUCUCUCUAUUUCUCUGUCUAUCUAUCUGUCUAUCUUUCUUCUUUUCAUCAUUAUCAUCUCUCUCUAUCUUCUUCUCUCUUUCUCUUUACCUAUCUAUCUAUCUUCUUUUCAUCGACAUCAAUUAAUAUAUUAAAUGUGGAUUAAAUUACAUUUCUCUGAUAAUUUAACCUGAUAGUUUGAUCAUUAUGAUGAUAAUUAUGAUCCAUUAAAACAAUAAUCUCAUUUCAAUGAUACAUCAA
This is a messenger RNA of Panonychus citri (citrus red mite), 1905 nucleotides long. RefSeq names its product transcription factor AP-2-beta-like (gene TfAP-2). Lineage: Eukaryota; Metazoa; Arthropoda; Arachnida; Trombidiformes; Tetranychidae. The coding region runs from base 180 to 1598 and encodes 472 amino acids. Gene Ontology annotation, molecular function: DNA-binding transcription factor activity, RNA polymerase II-specific; RNA polymerase II transcription regulatory region sequence-specific DNA binding. Gene Ontology annotation, biological process: anatomical structure development; regulation of transcription by RNA polymerase II; regulation of cell population proliferation. The transcript is spliced from 3 exons. The record is from RefSeq and is a predicted model, not a curated record. Gene Ontology annotation, cellular component: nucleus.